Molecule: messenger RNA, 1176 nt
Organism: Hansenula ciferrii
Lineage: Eukaryota; Fungi; Ascomycota; Saccharomycetes; Phaffomycetales; Wickerhamomycetaceae
Gene: MRX15
Product: Mrx15p
Exons: 1
Coding region: 1-1176 (391 amino acids)
Source: RefSeq, a predicted model, not a curated record
AUGAACAUCCUUAGAAGACCUUUGUUCAAGGCAAAUCUUGGUCUUGUACGAACCUCAUUCAUCCAACAACACCAUCAACCAAUUUUGAUCAGAUUCCAAUCCUCAUUAUCUAAAAAAGAUCAAAAUCCAUCAUCUCCACCAUCACCACCUCCACCAACUCAACAAACCCCAAAUUUACCAGAAUCUUUAAGAAGAUCAAUCCCUGGUGAAACUGAUCAAUCAAAUUCAAUAUGGUCAAGAAUUCCAACAUUACCUUUACGUAAUAAUUCUUCUUUAUUACCUAAACCAGGUGUACCAACAUCAUCUACACAUUCAUUAAGAUCAAUGCUUGAAGUAUUAUAUUCUAAAAGGGAACCUGAAUUGAUUUAUGAAGCUGAAUCUCAUAAAUUAUAUUUCAUUUCAUGUGGUGCACUGGCCCUAGUUGCUAUAUUAUAUGGUUCUAUAAUGUUAGAAUGGACUUCAGAAAUUGCAUAUGAAAUGUAUAAACAAGAUGGAGACCUAUUAUAUUUUAGUGGUAGAAUUGGUGCAAUCACAUUAAUCGCAGGAUUAGCUAUUGGAUUUGUUUAUACAUUGAUGAAAUUACCAACUAGAUUAAUUAGAAGAAUUUGGUAUUUACCUGGUAAGAAAAAAGAUUCUGGUUUUAUAAAAUUUACUUCACAUCCUUUAUUACCAGGUAGAGCAACUCCUGUUCAUACAAUUAAAUUGAAAAAUUUAAAUCGUUCUGCAAAGGGAAGAAUCUUUACCAAGAAUGGUAUUUAUGGUACAUUAGAUAAGAGUACAUUCUUCUUUGUAUUAAAAGAAUCAGAUAAAAGAUUCGGUUAUUGGUUAGUUGAUAGAAAUGGUUGGUUUUGGGGUGAUGGUCGUGUAUUUGAUGUUAUAUUUGGUAAAGAAUCUAUUCAAGAAGCUGAAGAAGCUUUAACUUAUGAUGAAAAAUUUGGUAAAGCUAUGGAAAAAAUUGAAAAUGAUAAAUCAAAAUUGAAGAAAGAAUUAGGUACUGGUUAUCAAUUAAAAGUUGGUGCUGAUAUGAUUAAACAAGCUAUUGGUUCAAAACCUAAUGAGGAAUUGGAUCUUGUUGCAAAAACAUUAGGAUCAAAUUCAAAUCAAUCAAAUGUUCCUGUUCAAAAGGCUAAAAAGAAUAAAAAAUCCAAAAAAAUUAAAACUACAAACAAAAAAUAG